CGAAGUAAAUGGCAACAUUAUAGAUCACUGCUGAAAUUUGAAAAAUUUCUCGACCAAGGACCAUAGAGAAGAUUUAGAGAACUCUAUGAUGUUUUGAUUUUUAUUCCCGCCGACCAUUGACGGUUGCUUUUGGCAAAUGGCACGUGCAAUUUUUUCACGCAACGCAAAAUAGAACAUUUUCGAUACCUACUUCAGUCAAGCACUGAUGCUUAUUGUCGAAAUUUAUCUAUUCGAUAAUUAGCAUUGUAAACCAAUGUCGCCCUCUCCGAUUCGAUGUCGCGGCCCUUGGAAAAUUCAAAAACGCUCGUCUGAGCCUGACCGUUGGCUUGACGAAAUGGAUUUCUAUCGAAAACACACAGCUAGAGACUCUAGUUGUCUUUUUAGGGCAGUUUCUGAAAACAUUUUUAACACCCAACAUUAUUAUCAAAAAGUUAGGCUACAAUGUAUCGAGUUUAUGUCCUCUAAUCGGCACUUGUUUGAAGGGUCAUUAAGUUGUUCUUUUGAGAAUUACCUUAAGGAAAUGUCCAAUGCAUCUGCAUGGGGUGGUAUUGUUGAGUUAUCAGCUAUGAGCCAUCUCUAUAGACGAGAUUUUACCAUUCUUGAAGCAAAUAAAGGCCCGCAAACUAACAUCUGUAAUGGUUAUGGUAAAACCAUAUACCUUUUUUAUUCUCCUGACACUAAGCAUUUUGAUGCUCUUUAUAGAAAAGAAUUUAUAAAUAAUUCUGCAUUCUGCCAAUCGCUAUUGAUGUCUGGUAAGAUUAAUCUAUUUAAAUUGUUUUAUGUAUAUUUUCUCAAUGCUUAUAAAUUUUUUCACAUAGCAUUAAUAUAUGAGCUACUGUAUGACCGAGUCUACCACUUGGAGGACCUUUACUAUGCUGUUGAUAAAAUGCUUCAUGAGAAAGUUACAAAUAAUCACAUUGAAUACAUGAUGCCAGAUAUGGAACACAAAAAACAAAAAGAAAGAGCAAAAAUUUUUAUUGAAGAAACUAAUACCAAAGAUAACAAUAGUAAUGCGUUAUCUCUAAAAUGCAAACAUCACACUAAUGACAUUGAGAAAGCUUCAUUAUUAAAAGAGUCUCUGAGCAUUUUUGUGUUCAAUAGAAGCCUUAUACAGCUUGAGAAUGUUUGUUUGAACUGUUUAAAUGUCAACAGUGCUAAAGUGCUCCUCGAUAAUGGUAUAACACCAUUUCCAUAUAAAGUAGCUAAAGCUUUGGACCCAGAUAUAUAUCGAAACAUUGAGUUUGAUGUGUGGAGUGAACUAAGAAGAGAGUUGCGUUUUGGUGCUAGAUAUUCAGAUGGGACGACAUUGCAAGUAGGUGUUAAAUGCUUGUGUAAAUUGGAAGUAGACCAGGAUGUUCCCUAUCAUUGUCACAUACAAGAAAUGGGGCAAGAUGGAGGUCCAUGUCUCGUAUUUAUUGAAGAGUUAGGAGAAAAGAGAUUGGUGAAUUAUGAACAGUUGGAACCGCUUCCAAUGGAUGAGAUUAAGCCUUGGGCACCUCCAUAUAGAUAUUCUCGAGCAAACUCGCAGCUUCUCAAUCUCAGUCAAAUGCUACAGCAAAUAGGCUCUGUCAUACGAAAACAAGGUAUAAAAUCAAGCAAGAAAUUGAGGAAUGAUGAUACAAGAAUAUCUGAAAAAGAAACAAAGUUAGAUUGGACUGAAGAAAAAGCUGAAAUGACAUUUGAGGCCUAUAAUUAUCCACCUUAUCAACAUUCGGAUAUCUGUAACUUCCAACCGAUGCCAGUUGAAAUUGAAACGGUUCCCCUAAUGGUGGACAUUCGGGCGGCGGGUGCUCCGCCACAGGAGGCCAAUGGUUCUUCACCAGACAUCCACAAUCAGGUGGGAGGCGCAGGUGAUAUGGGAAACCAGGCGACACCAACGCCUGUGUCUGUGCGAGCUUCCACGCCUGCAACCACUAACUCACUAACCACUUAUUCUGGUGUGAACCCGGGUUCAGUCCCACCGUUGGGGACUACGAUGCCAGGAAACGUGCCGUACAACUGUGGACAAUAUAUGUGCGGGAUGAAGUCUGUCGUCUGGUGCUCGCCCCAUUCUCCCCCCCAACCGUUGGCCCCCGGAAUGCCGAUGGGAGGCAUGGGGAUGAAUGUGCCCCACCCGCCUCCGCCGUUGCCACCCGGUGUGAACCCCCAUGUGUUUAAGAGCGUGCAUGCCAAUGGUUCUGAUCUGCCCAUGAAUGACAUAGCAACACUGCGGUACUUCUUCAACCUGGGCGUGGAGUGCAUGUGGGCAGCUUACGGGCCUCCCUUGCCGCCGCCCCCGCAUCCUCCGCACCCCAUGCAUCCGCCGCCGAGGCACUACUCGCCUUCUACUCUUGCUCAGGACAUGCAACAGUUGGCAGUGCAAGACCGUCCUCUCCACGGUGACCCCAAUCACAACAAGCACAAGCAAGACAAGAACACCAACAUUCAGGGCAAGGGAAAUAAUGCUCAGAGACCCCUCUUGGGACCGAGAUUCAAACGUGGUAACAACCAAGAUAAUAACCAAAGCCACAACCAAAACAAGGGACACAAUAACCAGGGACACAUGAAUAACAAGGGACCAAACAACCGCCGCAACUCAUACGUGGAAGCCCGCGGGGGUUUCGUCGGCGAAGAAGUUGGUGGGGCCGAGGCCCCUCUGCUCGCUUUCCCCUACGCCCCAUACCCCCCGCCGAUUUACCCCGUGCCCUACUACCAUAUUGAUGAUCCCGGCAUGAUGGGCAUGAUGGGCGGCAUGGGUGGCAUGGGCUACGUGUACGAGGAGGGCAUGGAGUUCAGCGUCCAGCCCAUGUACGGGGCUCCGACGCCCUACCCCCAGAUGCAUCCCGCCGCACCCCCACCCGUGCACGAACACAAGUAGACGCCACAGUAUAAAGCAGACAGUAACUCCAUUAACGCCCUAUUACGACCGGUAAAGCGAUUUUGCUCUGUGGAAUAUUAUUAGAGAUAUAUUAAUCGUAUUUUGAUGUUUGAUGUCUUAAAUGUCUAUAAAAGGUAAUAUUGGAUAUUGUGUAAUAAUGUAUCAAUUUUAGCAGGCUAAGUUGUUACAGAAAUGACCUUUGUAGAAGAACUCCUGUUUAUUUACACGGGUGCCCAAAUAUACAAAAUUCUAGCCUAGCCUAUAUAUUUGUGAGGGAAGUACCCUCAAUACUGAAAAUAGCAAAUUUACUCAAAAGAGCUGCCAUUUUUGAACAAAACCAAUUGCAAUUAAUUUGCUUUCCAGGUGAUUUAAAUAUUACUCCUUGUAUGAAACUUACUAUUUUGAAUUUUAAAUAAAUACAUAUAAACUUUAGCUUCAGCCGAGCCUACAAAGCACCACUGAUGAUUGUUUGGCAUUUGUAUAUUUGGGUGAUCUUCCUUUCGAUGUGUACUUUUAAGAAUUAGCAUUAACUUUUGGCGUUUAAUUGAGUUACUGUUCUGUCUGUAGCUACGGAAGCGACUGAAUUUGACAAUACAAGACCAUUUUUAUCAAAAUCCAAAAUGUCACAAUUGUGUGAUAUCCUACAUAAUGCUCAAUUACAAGACUAGUCCGAUUGUCGGGGCUACUUGUACUAAAUACAACUAUAGGUAAACAAUGAAAAGCAUAUCAGAAUUUUUUGUCCAAAUUUGUAAAACGUCCGUUAUUUAUGGUUAUUCACAUUCCGUCUUUGUGGAUUACGCUGUGUAUAAUCUGUCCUGUUCGAUUCCCGGCAAAAUAAUAAAACCUACCAAAGACAGAAAAAACGGUCAAGCGAGCUUAAAAAAUAUCAUUCCCAUUGAGAUAUGCUUUUAUUUGUUUCCAUUUAACUGCCACGUACAUAUCGGACCCUUGGCUAUAAAUUUUAUAAUUAUUUUAUAUACAAGUCCUUAGAAUUAAACAAAAUUUCAAAUUCUUAUACUCACUUUUGGAUCUGAUUUUAUUAAAAAAUUCUUGGAAAUUGAGUUCCCGCUCUACAACGAUUGUCCAUCGAAGAUUUGAAUUUUGUAAUCAUUUUUUAUUCGGGCACAACUUAAUAUAAAUUCUCUUAAAUUUAAUAAAUCGGUGCGUCCGUAACAAUAGGAAUUAAAAUGUUCCAAAUAAAUAUUUAGGCAAGAAGCUAACUUUCCAAACAAAAAUGAUAGAACUUAAAAGAUAUCGAUCGGUCAAUAAUUGUAUUAUUAAUACAUGAUAGGGUUUUUGUGAAACCACCUGGAGAGGACCCUCUUAAUAACGGAGUACGUUUACGUAAAUUUAAUAUUCUUUUUAUACGGUACGGAAACCCACUGUAAAACCGAUAAAUAUAUCAAAUAUAAAAGUAAUAAUUAAUUGACGAGGGAAACUAAUGCAAUUUAGAUUGAUUAUUUAUCAAAAAUAAGAAAGUAACAAGUAUAUUUUUUUAUUACAAUAUUUUGUGUUCGUCGAAAAUAAAACUUGCCUCCAGGUGGUGUUAAACACCUCCAUCCAUCCAUCGGCAGUCGUAUGGGAUUACAUUUAAGUAAUCGUUACCGCACAAGUACUUAAUAUGUUAAAAUGGCUUAUAAUAUUUAUCUUUGUAUUAUUUUCAUAUAUUUUUAUCCGUUAGUUACAGGUCUUACAUAUGUAUUUUUAUAUUAAGAUCCCUGAUGUCAAGUGGUGCUUCGAAAUUCAGGGUUGACAGGGUUUCGAGAUAUUUUUGUAAAAAAUCUAAAUUAUACAUCCUAGAUAAGUCGUAUCCAUUCCUUUAUACGGUAAGACAGAGUAGGCUUUAUAAGGUCGAUAUGAAUACACACUCGACAAAAUGCGAACUGCGUGAGAUUGCGACUGGAGUUGGUGGUUUUGGGUAAAUUCAAAUUUAUUUUCGCAAUUUUAUUGGUUCGUAUAUGUUCCUAAACCGAGUUAUAGAUUAAAUGAAACUUAUAUUUCAGGGCUGUCUAAAAAACAUUUCAUUUCUUUAAUGUUUCGUGAUGAAAAUGCCGUAUAUUGACGCGCGAUUUGUGACAAAAGCUUGUUUUUUUUUCUACCUCAUGUUGUACUUUUCGUCUUCCACUUUCUUUUUAUUAUAUUCUGUUUGUGUAAAUACUUUACCCAAUGUUUUCACGUUUCAACUUACUCUUUAUUUAUGCUAUCUCCGAGAAAUGAAUCAAAGAAGUAUUAACUCCACCUACAGUAUUUUUAGACAGCCCCAAUUCCUCAUACAGCGGUAAAGAUAAUUUUAUUUGAAUCUCCCUUUUGAUCUCAUGAAGCGUGGUUUACGAUUUGGUGCUUGGGUAGAUGAUAAGUGAAACUUUUGGGGUCAAAGUAUUAUAGGAUGCUUCAAAUUAAAUGUAAAGAAGACAACCCGAGGUGAUAGACUUGGAUGAAAGCUCAAAUUUCAUGAUUAUUUUGACGAUUAACUAUUUUAUGACCCCUGACAAAAACAUAAGUUUCCUAAUGACAUACCUAGUCUUAGCAUUUAUAUAACUGCAUUUAUUCCUACAUUCUUAACAUUGUAACGUCAAGCGAAAGUGGAUGUACAGUCAUUCGUUGCCAAAAUAUGAGAAAAAGCGCCGUGAAUUUAUAAAAAGUAUUUUUGGAAGGUUUUAAAAGAUUUGGCUGUGAUUUGGAAGUAAACCGAUGGUGAAGGCGUAAGUUUCAAUAUUUUGGCUGCUAUUUUCAAACAACAUACUCUUUUAACAUUAUCGAUCUCUCAAAAUAAACUCACAAAAUUUUUGGUUACGUGUGACAGACAUUUUUUUGUCUAUUUUAUUAUGAAGAUAAUUUUUGUUUAAAUAAUAUUUUUUGUGCAAGGUCAGCAAAACAAGACGGUUUAUUUUGAAAUAUCGAUUCAAAUAAAAUGAUUGUUACUCGUUAACAAACAUAGCUAUGUGUCUAUUUAGAGGUAAUUGUUAAGUAUAAAUUUAACUGUGAAUUAGUAAAUCGUUCGUACAGAUGAUAGUUUUUUUGACAAUAUUUUUAACUGAUUAAACGUAUCUACUAAUUCACAACGUAUGUAAGGUCUUAUUGUAAUCUCAAUGUGUAAGUGUUGUAAUUAGUCUUUAAUAUAGAUGUGAGGUUGUCUGCAAAAACUCCGCCCAAUUAGUUGUCAUUCGGAUUUCAAAGAAUUCACAAUAAUAAAUAUAUUCAGAAUAUUCCGAUAUUUUGUUUUACAGUGCGUUGUUAAAAAGAAAAAAAAAGAAAAAAAAAAGUGUAGUGUGAUAAAUGUCUAAAUGAAUAAAGUCAGUUUCGAUGUCUCAGUAUUAGUGUUAAAAUUACUAGGAGUUAGAAUUUAUGUUAGGUGUUAAUUAAUGUUAAUUUUUGUGUAAGAUUACCGAAAGUAUGAAAGUCAAAUAGUCGUAGAUGUGCCAAUUACUUAGUUGGCGACUGCCAUUAAGAACAAAAUGAUUGUCAAUAUCGAAUAAACAGUGACGCGGUAUUUUAUGGUUACAAAAUUAUGUUGUGGAUAUAGAGUAGUUGUGCUAUAAGUAUACGAUGUGGUUAUACAGAGCUCAAAGCUGAAAGUUAUUCCGCCUCUGGAAUAUCGUAUUUUUUCCAAAUUCCCUUGAAUAAAGUAUACUGAUUUUUUA
This is a messenger RNA of Pieris napi, 6498 nucleotides long. RefSeq names its product putative bifunctional UDP-N-acetylglucosamine transferase and deubiquitinase ALG13 (gene otu). Gene Ontology annotation, molecular function: cysteine-type deubiquitinase activity. The coding region runs from base 254 to 2857 and encodes 867 amino acids. The transcript has 15 exons. Lineage: Eukaryota; Metazoa; Arthropoda; Insecta; Lepidoptera; Pieridae. The record is from RefSeq and is a predicted model, not a curated record. Gene Ontology annotation, biological process: protein deubiquitination.